UCGCGCACCGAGCCUGAAUAAACAUCACACACGCCUGCCGUGACUUGCAGGCUAUACUUCUAACAUAAAAUAACAUGAAUUUGCGACCUGCCGGAAAUCAAUCGUACAGUUGCUAGGCUGUGGCGCGGCUUGCUUACUUUGCCUCCCUCAUCCUCUCGCCUCGCUCGAGCUCACACACGGGCGCCGAGACUGCCGUUUCCCAAGCCAGAACAGACCUGACAAGACACGAAAAUCCCUCUAUUGUCACGUAUCUACUACUUCCUUUCAACGAGCUCCGAAUUUUUCAGUUGCGCCUCGUCUCGCAGAUCGCCAGCAGCCCCGGACCAAGCUCCAGAACAUGCAUCGAGACCGGUAGAUCCACGACCUCGCCCGUGUCGAUUGGUCGAUGAGGGCGGAUACAUUGACGACUGAACCCAACGACCGCUCGCUGUCAACCUCAAGAUGCGAAUCGGUAUUCGAGAGCAGCUAGGGGCAGUCAUACUGUUGACGUCCCUCGUUCCUCUCGCCGUGCUGUCUAUCGCUGUUUGGAUCAACAAUAAAAAUUUCGUGGUCAACAUUACAUCCCAGGAGCUCAGUCUUACAGCGAGCCUGAAAGCAUCCCAAAUUGCCUCGGAUCUGCUUCUCAUACAGUCAACAUGUGCGACCAUUACAACCAGAAUCCUGCUGAAUCAGGCGCUGAAGUCUUACUACAAGGGCAAUGGGACGUCCAUGAACUGGACUGCUGCACUUAAUGAUGUGUCUAGUGCACUAGAUAUGAGCUUAGAGACAUAUCGGGGGUGUCCUCAUAGUGACCAGCCCUGUACUGACCACAGUGCUCUCAGGCGGCGGCUUCUCGUCCUUACUCCAGAUCAUCGUCUUCUCACGAAAUUCGACCAUCGGCGGAAGUGGGAGGGAAAAUGCUUCGCUGGGACUCAUUAAGGCGACUGCGCCGAAUCCUGGGAUCCAAUUGCCUUCCCAGUACCCGAAUCUCACUUAUGCCAUGCUCGGUGACAAUACGGACCUUGGAUAUCCAACUGCAUUAUAUCCAAAUAUCACCUAUACACAGACCGACGAGCCUGAUUCAAUGGACCCUUCUGUUAACGCAACCAAAGCCGCAGCGUUCACUGAUCUUCCUCUAAACAGCACAUCAGAGCUUCUACUUGGUCCACUUCAGAUCAAUGAUUCGUACGCUCUAGUGUCACUUACGCUUCCCAUCACGGACAACUUAAAUCGGGGAAUCGUGCUAGGUUAUAUGACUGUUGUAGCUGCUGCGACAUCACUCAUUAGCGUUACACAGUCGCGCGAGGGUUUAGCUAAUACAGGAAUCGUAUUACUUAUAGGUCCUAGUCGACGAGAAAAUCUGUUUCGCUAUGAACAGCGGCCAUCUAAUGCAAAUUACGAAGCUGAUGCCGAAACCAUUGGCGGAGCCAAUGUGAAAUUCAUCUUUCCGCCGAAUUCAUUCCAAGGUCAGCGUAAUCGACAUGAAAGAUACCUCCAAAACCUCUCCGAAUUCGGAUCAUCUAAUUUCAGUCUCAAGUCAUAUCCAGCCGCAGUUGCUGGCUUCAGAAACUACCUUCCAGAUUCAGUCAACAAUGCCGAUAGCAGAUUGACGACACACAAUGAGCAGAAUGUCAGUGUUGCUGUUGGCUGGGCGAGACCACAGAGCACGCUCGUGUCGUGGCUACUCAUCGUGGAGCAAAGCCACGGUGAAGCCUGGUCACCGAUAAAACGACUUCAGACUAUUGUCCUCGCCUGUGUGUUCGGCACUAUCGGCCUGAUAUUGAUUGUGGUCCUUCCUAUGGCUCAUUACAGCGUCCGUCCGAUUCGAAGACUACGAGAUGCAACAGAAAAAUCUAUUGCACCACCUGGGUACACUCCCAAUGGAAGCAUCCGAACUGAGAGGGAGGAACACGACAUGUCAGGGGAUGAAAUGGGUGAACUUGAGCGCCCGAACAGCACUUCUCAACCAUCCAACAAAGGCUUGUUUUUGAGACUCAAACACCUAACACCCGGAUCAAGACGGAAGACCAUCAUUGAACGACAUGAGGAUGAGCGGAGACGAGUGUUCAAAAUUCCAGGAAAAGUGCGAGACCGAAAGCAUUUCAUCACGGAUGAACUGACAGAGCUGACCAGCACUUUCAACGACAUGUCUGACGAGCUUAUGCUCCAAUAUUCCAGCCUCGAGCAGAAGGUAGCCGAACGGACGGCCGAGCUAGAGAUCAGCAAGAGAGCAGCCGAGGCUGCCAACGAGAGCAAGACACUUUUCAUCGCCAAUAUCUCGCACGAACUGAAAACUCCUCUGAAUGGCAUUCUUGGCAUGUGUGCCGUUUGCAUGGGUGAGGAUGAUCUCCCUAAAAUCAAACGCAGUCUGGGAAUAGUCUACAAGUCCGGAGACCUGCUAUUGCAUCUGCUCAACGAUCUACUGCUGUUCAGCAAAAAUCAAAUUGGUCAACAGUUGAGCUUGGAGGAGCGAGAGUUUCGGUUGUCCGACGUCAAGACUCAGAUACUUACCAUCUUUGCCAAGCAAGUCCAAGAGGGCAAAAUCGAUUUCAGCGUAAAGUUUUUGAGCACUGAUGCAGAGCCAGUCGUAGAGCCUGCCACGGAGAAGCCAUUGCCAGCUCUUGGCCCUGCCGGAAUCGGAAGACUAAAAGAUCUUUUUCUCUGGGGUGAUCAGCACCGUAUUCUCCAGGUUAUCAUCAAUUUGGUUAGUAACAGCCUGAAAUUCACCCCCGAAGGUGGAAAGGUGGAGGUUCGUAUCAAGUGUCUCGGCGAGGCGGAAGCACUGUCCGACGGGAGUAGGAAUUCUAUGGGAUCGAAACAGAGCAGCCAGCGCAAUUCCAGAAACCGGCAACGGAAUGAUUCUGGUUCAAAUACGUCACAGGUUUCGAGGAAACCGUCAAACUCGUCACAACCAGCCAUGGGGACGGCUUUACAGAUAAACCCGAUGGAUCCGAAGGUAACCCCAAGAAUACAAUAUCGCGAGCGGUCACGCUCUCCUCCUCCACUUAAUGCACGGACCUUAAUGUUUCAAUUUGAAGUCGAAGACACUGGCCCUGGUAUUCCGGAGCAGCUUAAGGAUCGAGUUUUUGAACCUUUCGUUCAGGGCGACUUGGGAUUGAGCAAAAAAUACGGUGGAACUGGCCUGGGCCUAAGUAUUUGUUCGCAACUGGCUGGCUUGAUGGGAGGCACUAUAACACUCACCGAUGUUGAACCUCAUGGAUCAACAUUUACGAUGAGGAUACCUUUGAAGCAUACGAAAUCCCGGGCACCAUCGACGUCGAGUACAGAUCCCCAGGGAUCGAGACCUCCGAGUACUUAUAGCAACACUGACGGCAAUCGUCCCACCUCCAAAACACCGGGAGAUGCCAGUCCCAAACCAGGAUUUGAGAAGGAUUCGCAGCCACGUCUCGUUGGACUCAGCCAACCGUUCUUUGCUUCGGCAUCAGCGCACUCACCUCCUGGGAAGACCUCCAGUGACCAAAUAACCGCGCUGUCAAAGGCAGCUGGUAAAGAACCAGGAUCGAAACUCAGAGUACUUGUGGCAGAGGAUAACCUGAUAAAUAUUGAAAUCGUCCUCCGUAUGCUUAAACUGGAAGAUAUCUAUGAUGUCGUGAUUGCAAAGGAUGGCCAGGAAGCAUACGAUAAAGUCAAGGAGAGCAUGUCGAAGGGUGAAUUCUUUGACUUGAUCUUCAUGGACGUCCAAAUGCCAAAUCUUGAUGGUCUCCAAAGUACCCGACUCAUCCGCCAAAUGGGUUAUUCUGCCCCUAUAGUCGCACUCACUGCAUUUGCCGAGGAGAGCAAUGUCAAAGAUUGUUAUGAUUCUGGAAUGGAUAUGUUUCUCAGUAAACCUAUUAGACGCCCAGCCCUGAAGCAAGUCUUGAAAAAGUUUGCAACCAUCCCCGAAGAGACGGAGACAUCAUCUGUCACAAACAAGAGCAGCUCAUCGCUCUCCGAAGUUGGUCCGUCAGGCUCAUCAACCAAUCUCGAUCAGCCAACGGAAUUGACAGAACCAACCUUAAAUGGAACCUGCCCACGGAAAUGAGAUCUAAAGGUGCGACCGGCACAUUCGAUUCUACCAGUUAAUUUGUUGUCCAACCAAUAUGGCCAGAAACAACAAAUCUUGAAAGAAAGGCUUUUUAAUGUUUAAGACUACCCACGAUUUCUCUUUGUCAGCAAAAACGACCGGCGCAUUUGGGUGAUUGUGGAAGGGCAGCAUACUUGCAGGAUACCAAAACGGAUAUUGGUUUAAUAUCGUCGGCUUUUUUGUUUGUAACUUGGGGCAACAGCCUUUUUUUUUCGUUCUCGUUAUAGCAUCGCAGAGACGAUGUCUUUAGUAACCUGGCCUCUCACGUGUACAUAAGGGAAAAGGUUGGCGUCUAAUAAUCCAGGGAUGCAGAAGAUGGCUAGAGCUUCUGGUGUGGGAAUGUAAGACUUUGAUGACGAGCAUAAUGAUUCAGUGCUAUGGAGGAGAUCUUCGGCAAUGGGAAAGUAGGAACCGUAGUGAUAUGUUUCUGGCUUCCUCAGCCAUGUGUACUGUUUCUCCAACACGUCAUGUCCCAAGGAUCAACCAAACACGAUACUGUGGGUCAGCUUCCUCCUCCCAUACUGGUGUUCCCCGCACUUCACGAAAGGCAAGAAUGACAAGAUGCAUGACAGAGGGCAGGAUUGGCAGUGCAGCUGCCACAGCAUCGACGAUCUCUUGUUCAAUGUAUGGUUGCCAUUGGAAAGUUUUCCAAAGAACGCAACAUAAGAUGGAGCGAGGUCAGACGCACUUGGCAGCAGGAAGAGGAGAGGGUGCCAGUGCGCUUGGAGCUUGCUCUCCCACGCUUCCGAAUCGUCCGCGUGAUCUGGGAGAUGAGAAACGACCUGGAGUGCCAUGCCAUGUACCUAGGUAGCAUAGCGAGCAUUGUACGGGUCGGGGUCAUAUCUUACUGCAGGCCAAACUUCACCUUCUCGGAAUUUUCACGAGGCAGGACCCUCUUUUUGGUAACGUGAGCCUGAAAUUCGCAGCAGCAGCAUCAACGGCAGGCUUCGGCAGUAGGUACCUAUACCUAUACCUCCUAAUAGGUACUCCUAGGUACUCCCACCAGCCCCUACUCCUCAGGUGAGGAACUCGACGGGAUGCUGCCAGCACCACACGGUCACCUGACAGGUAGGUAAGUAAGGCAGCAUGGAGGUACCUCCCAAGGGAUGACGAAUUACCUACCUUACGGAGAGACUGGACUGGACUGGACUGGACUGGUGCCCAGAAAGAGCGCACUUUCUAUCUCUCUCGCAGCUGGUAAUUUACGAAUAUAAUACUCCACUCCUCUUUAGGACAAAGAUCCCGAGAAAGCAGCGAGCCUCACCUUACCAGCUUACCAUACCAUACCAUACCAUACCAUACCAUACCAUACGGUCCAUACCACACCUUGCCUUCCAUUGCUCUGCCAGCGGAGAUGCGGAUGCGCACUAUCGCCAUCGGCCCCAGUGCCAGAGCUGAAGUGCCACUCAGAGAAGGCUUUAUCAACUAUCAACCAACGAUGAUGCGACCUGCCUGCUUUUUGCUUUGGGCAAUUUCUUGUUCUCCGAGUUCCCCUCCCUUCCCUAGAAAUCCGUGUUUGCGAGCUUUGUCCGAGGGACCGGCACAUACCUUACCUACCGACCUAUCCUACCUAGUCACCUAGUCUACUCUAGUAACUUUGGGCCAGCUAAGUAGGUAAAUUACUACAGUAGCGAGAGGCAGCCCAGAUACCCCGCCAUGGCUGUCCAUGGACAAUACUCGUAGACCAUACGAGUAGGUACAGUAGUCCCAUCCAUACCUACCUACCUUACCUUACCUACCGGUUCAUACAGUAAAUUUACCAGUACAGUAGCGUACCUAGCACAGCAUGGAUAUUUUGAGCUCAAUACAAACUUAAUCGACCCCGACCAGCAGCACCACCUCACCUCACCUCACUUCACCGGCACUACUACCUCCACACCACCCCACUACCCGAUUGCCAGUGCCCAGUACCAGUGCCCCCCCCUCCCCCCCCC
This is a messenger RNA of Cadophora gregata, 5997 nucleotides long. It is a transcript of the gene HHK5, whose product is annotated as Histidine kinase. Gene Ontology annotation, molecular function: phosphorelay sensor kinase activity; histidine phosphotransfer kinase activity. The coding region runs from base 980 to 4021 and encodes 1013 amino acids. Lineage: Eukaryota; Fungi; Ascomycota; Leotiomycetes; Helotiales; Ploettnerulaceae. The record is from RefSeq and is a predicted model, not a curated record. The transcript has 9 exons. Gene Ontology annotation, biological process: phosphorelay signal transduction system; protein autophosphorylation.